Messenger RNA from Mirounga angustirostris (Northern elephant seal), 1683 nucleotides. RefSeq names its product KLF transcription factor 8 (gene KLF8). The transcript has 4 exons. The record is from RefSeq and is a predicted model, not a curated record. NCBI's taxonomy places the organism in Eukaryota, Metazoa, Chordata, Mammalia, Carnivora, Phocidae. Bases 922 to 1683 code for a protein of 253 amino acids.
UCUCCUCUGGAUCUAGCUGGACUAGAGACAGAGUCACCCCAUCCACUCAGGUCGCCUAGCGAACACUUUAGGUUCUGACCCGCAUGGGCGCGAGGUCCCUAAUGGGACAACUUAGGUGCCUUUAAGAAACCUCGCCCCAGAGAACCCUCACAAAUUGUUACCAUUUUUUGCUGAAGCCUCUCCCCUGAGCUGAGGGUGCCUGUAUAUGUUUCCACCAAACGUAGACAUUUGCUCUCUGCCCCCAGCCUUUUUUAAAGGAAGGAGCUGGGGUGUGUGGCGUCAACUGCCGCAGUAAAGGGAUCUCCUUGAAGUAUCUUCUCGUGGGUGUCUUGAAGGAGUCCUUCUCUGCCUCAACUUUGUAUUCAAGUAGUAUUUGGGGAUUUGGCUUGGUUUUCUUGGCUCCUACCCCAGUCCUCCUUUCAAGGGUGUGUGGAGUUCAGAGAUGGGUGGAGAGUGGGCUUGGCCGGAACUGAAUUAGCAGAGAUGAAAGGGAAACGGAGGAUCCUCAGCCUUGGCCACUUCGACCUGGCGAAUUCACUUUAUUUUUAGCCGAGGAAAAGAUCUGCAUUGGAAGCAGGGGGAAGAUUCUUUUUAGGAAGUCUGCUUUGCUAACCUACCCCCAAUCCCCGAGUUUGGGGUUGGAUGCUUGAGGGCUUUGUUUCCCUUAUUUUAUUUUAUUUUUUUUAAGGGUAGUCUAGCUGUGUCUGAAUUGACUCCCUCUGCUCUGGCCCUCCUCCCCAUUUUCCGGCCAGGAGAAAGAGAGGAGGUGGGGGCCCGGGAAAGAGAAGGCGAGGGCUAGUCGCCCGGUGCGCUGACAGGGGCAGGUGUGAGAGAGAUAGCUGUCUUCGAUCGGCUCAGGAGUAUGAGCUUCCCAGAGGACAGCAUGAGCUCCGGACACUUCAGGGGUCACCAGCUAGCGACAUGAAUGAUAUGGAUCAACUCAUAAACAACUUGGAAGUCCAACUUAAUUCAGAAGGUGGCUCAAUGCAUGGCUUCAAACAGGUCACUGGCUCUCUUCACAUCAGAGUUCCUCCUAAGUCAGCAAACAGUGGGAAGAUGACAUCUCCACCAUUCCUGGAUGCCAAUCCUAUGGAGAACCCAGCUCUAAUUAGUGACAUCAAGAUUGAUCCCCCAGAAGAACUUCUGGCUAAUGAUUUCAACCUGCCCCAGAUGGAACCAGUCGACCUCUCUUUUCACAAGCCCAAGUCUCCUCUACAGCAUGCCAGCCUGCUGCAAGCUCCAGUACACCCUCCCAAGCCACAGCCUGCUCUUCAGACACGUGUAGUGUCCACAUCAACAUCUGACACAGGCACAUCAGCAAAUAUCCCUACUGUUCUGAAUCCAAGCUCUAUCCUGGCCUCCUCUCAGGGCACUGGUGGCCAGCAGAUCUUACAUGUGAUUCACACCAUUUCCUCAGUCAGGCUGCCAAAUAAGUUGGGUGGCCUGAAGACAUUCCCAGUGGUGGUACAGUCACUGCCCAUGGUGUAUACUACUUUGCCUGCAGAUGGGGGCCCUGCAGCCAUUACAAUCCCACUCAUUGUAGGAGAUGGCAAAAAUUCUGGAUCAGUGAAAGUUUACCCCACCUCCAUGUCUUCACUGGAUAUCCCAAGUGACAGUGAGGAGAGUGCAACUGAGAGUGGAUCUUUGGCUUUACGGGGUAUUCAGGGACUACAGCAAGAGUGA